UCUUCUUAUAUCUUCCAACAAUGAGAUAAGUCGGACUCACUCGACAACCCUCCUUCACUUGCUUUCCGCAACGAAAUCUCACAACUCCCGUCACGAUGAAGCUCAUAGACACCGCCCUUCUGGGCCUCAUCCCAGCCCUCAUCACCCUCCACCUCCUCCUAGCCCCAGACACAAAAGUAGAGGAAUCCUUCAACAUCCAAGCCACCCACGACGUCCUCGUCUACGGCACGCCAACCCACGACGUCGCCGCCCGCCUAAGGGCCACUUACGACCACUUUGACUUCCCCGGCGCCGUGCCCCGCACCUUUGUCGGUCCCGUGCUGCUCGCCGGCCUCGGCGGACCUCUGGUCAACCUCGUCGGCUUCGCCCACGCUCAGCUCGUCGUCCGCGGCUUACUUGGCCUCGCCAACGCCGCCGCCCUCGUCAUCUUUGCGAGGAGCUUGAGAAGAGGGUUGGGCGAGGGCGUCAUGAGGUGGUGGGUUCUAUUGCUCGUCGGCCAGUUUCACGUCAUCUUUUACGCGUCGAGGACGUUGCCCAAUAUGUUUGCCUUCGCCUUGACAACCCUCGCAUCAGCAAACCUCGUCUCAAACCAGCCCUCGCAAUCCCACCUCCCACGCCUCCGCGUAGCCCUCUCCCUCCUUGUCUUCGCCGCCGCAAUCUUCCGCUCCGAAGUCGCCCUCCUCCUCGUCACGACCGGCCUCCACCUCCUCCUCACCCGCCAGCUCACGGUCCCCCAACUCAUCCGCCCCUUCCUCAUCGCCUUCUCCGUCGCCCUCGCCGUCUCCAUCCCGCUAGACUCGUACUUUUGGCAGAAACCCCUGUGGCCAGAACUCUGGGGCUUCUACUACAACGCCGUCCUCGGCUCCUCGUCCAACUGGGGCGUCUCCCCCUGGCACUACUACUUCUCCUCCGCCCUCCCGCGCCUCCUCGUCAACCCCCUAACCUUCACCCUCCUCAUCCCGCUCGCCCUCGCGCAGCCAGGCACCGCCCGCUCCGCCGCGGGACUCGUCAUCCCCCCCUCGCUCUUCAUAGCAAUCUACUCCCUCCAGCCGCACAAAGAAGCCCGCUUCAUCUUCUACGCCAUCCCACCCCUAACAGCCGCCGCCGCCCUCGGCGCAAACUUCGUCUUUUCCCGACGCACAAAAUCCUCCCUCUACGCCCUCGCCUCCCUCCUCCUCAUCCUAAGCAUCCUCGCCUCCCUCGCCGCCUCGACGGGCAUGCUCCUCCUCUCCUCCCUAAACUACCCAGGCGGCGACGCCCUCCGCCAACUCCACGCCCUCGUCGCCGCGUCCCCCGCCAGCAGCUCCGUGACGACCGUCCACACCGACGUGCUGAGCUGCAUGACGGGCGUCACCCUCUUCACCCAGAACCGCGUCGGCCUCCCCAAGAACCCGCACUCCCGCGCCCUCGAGACCUCUCUUCACCAAGACUCUUCUUCGUCAUCAUCAUCAUCAUCAGGCGCCAGCACCGAUCCGAUCUUCUCCUUUGACAAAACAGAAGACAAAUCCAUCCUCGCCGACCCGGGCUUCUGGUCCCGCUUCGACUAUGUUCUCGCCGAGGACGCUGCCUCCGUCAAGGGAGGCCAAUGGGAGACGGUGGGUGUCGUGCAAGGGUACGCCGGCAUCGAGGUGCUGAAGCCAGGUUCCGAGACCUCGGACGCGACCGGGGACGAGGAGACGGGGGAGAGCAAGAUCCUGGGCAGAGGACUCGUCGUCAAACGCGUGCGGGACUUUGUACGGGGCUUGACGGGCGGCUGGUGGGUUGGACCGCGUAUGGAGCCGCGGAUACGCAUCAUGAGGCGGGCCAAGGAUGUUGGCGGUGCCGGUGCCCGUAUCGUGUCUUCAUAGAAAGUAGUGUGUGUAAGAAUACCAAAAGUAUGCAUCAAUGUCAGACAGAUGGUCUCAGCAUAAAUCAGCACAACACGCGGACGUGAUAGCACGACUUUGAUUGCUUAUACGAAGCAAAGAAGGAAAAAGCCUCAAAGUUGAUGAAGACAAUACUAGGUAUUUCAAUCGUUUCAUACGCCGUGCGGUGUGCUCCGGCUUUGGGCAAUAAAGAACAAGAGCAGACACUAUCCUACCACAAAAGGCCAAAACCAAUGCAAGGCCUUCAGUUUCCCCUUCUCCAACACCAACAACAACCAACCGGUGACCACUGCCGCCAUCUCUUUCCCCCAAACCCAAAAUCACUACACACUUUUUUUGUUUUCAGUCCAUGCCCAGAAACAGCCCAGCCCCAAUGGCUUGCUGUGGUCCCAAUCCACCCGCCCUUGUCCUUAUCCACCGGCCUUUACCUCCAUCCAACACGCCCUUCCAACGACCAGCCGGUCGGAGCAGCUCGCUAG
Messenger RNA from Colletotrichum godetiae, 2344 nucleotides. Its product is annotated as Alg9-like mannosyltransferase. NCBI's taxonomy places the organism in Eukaryota, Fungi, Ascomycota, Sordariomycetes, Glomerellales, Glomerellaceae. The record is from RefSeq and is a predicted model, not a curated record. The coding region runs from base 96 to 1847 and encodes 583 amino acids. The transcript has 3 exons. Gene Ontology annotation, cellular component: endoplasmic reticulum membrane. Gene Ontology annotation, molecular function: alpha-1,6-mannosyltransferase activity. Gene Ontology annotation, biological process: protein N-linked glycosylation.